Sparassis crispa is the source of this 2019-nucleotide messenger RNA. RefSeq lists its product as hypothetical. The transcript has 10 exons. Lineage: Eukaryota; Fungi; Basidiomycota; Agaricomycetes; Polyporales; Sparassidaceae. The record is from RefSeq and is a predicted model, not a curated record. The coding region runs from base 1 to 2019 and encodes 672 amino acids.
AUGGAUGAAGUCACUGAUCUUCUCUCCCGCCUUCUGAACCCGGAGGGGAGGAGAGCUGCGUUUCAGGCCUAUAACCGUGACUUAACAAACCAAAGUGCGAGUCUUCGUAGAUUGCCCCCAAGGGAUGAUCCUAAUGAACUAUCGAAUCUGAUGAACGCUCCAAUGGCCAACCAACCACUUCACGAUCUCGAUGCCUCUACCGAGGCUCAGGUUCGCGACCGUUUCCUUGAGUCCCUCAAAAAGUUAAGACCUCGGUUUCCACCACCCGAGAAUCUACCCUGCGCCAACGUUGAGGUCGAAAAAUAUCGAUGUUGCCCAAACGAAGGUAGAAUGGCCUGCGGAGGGUGUAGAUUAGUAUCGUAUUGUUCGAAAGAUUGUCAGAAAAUUCAUUGGCGCAUCCACAAGCGAGACUGUAAGAGUAAGAUUCGCUCCGAUACUUGGCAGCCAGCUUGGGUUGUUGAAGGUCGCCCUCCGUCGUUUAUCUCAGAAGACUCAGAUGAAUCGCCCGCGGAAGAGUUUCACCGCACAGAAAGAGAAGAGUUUUCCACAGGUCUUGCGCUGUGGGGGAAUAUGCCAGCGAUUGAUGUCAUCAAUUUCAACGAGAACGAAAAAGACGCGAGCAAAGAUCUCUCUGUCGCAUUCGUCGCUUCCGGUGAUCUGAGGCACGUCAUGCGUACUGUCAAUGAAUUGCCUUCAGACUAUUCUGGACAUCUCACGAUCUUACUCAAUGACCGCGAUCCCCACAUAGUUCUCCGAAAUAUCGUCCUGCUUCUUUUGCUCGGGAAUAUCUCAGAUGAAGUCAUGGCUGCAGACAUCGCUCUCCAUUUCUGGUAUUCCGUCUUCAUGCCCUCGGAGUACCUUCAGUGCAUGUCAGCCGUGGUGACACAAUGCGUAGAACAGCUGACUGAGGGUCCAUUUUGCAUACCUCUCGGCCCACAGUCAACUUUGUCCGGCAUUGUCCACCCUGGGGUGAUUAGACUGCUUGCGAGUAUCAUCUCGGCAUCCAUCUCAGUCGGAGAAGUGCAAGAUGAAUAUACUCGCGUGAGGUCAGCUCCGUCGCGCGAGGAUUUUCGGGAUCGCAUGUACAGCAAACUGAAACCCUCGCAUCGUCUUGCAUUCUUCGAGUUUCGUAGAUUCGGCAUCGUUCUCCCUUUCGGUGCUAUUAAUGCGCAUUUUAAUGCCCCGAACCUUUCUCUGUUCUCCCCGGAUGGUCGUUGGCUACAGACUGAUUAUGCGGAUCCCUUGGAGUCUUGGGACACCGAUGUAGUUAUGCAAGAAGGGAAAGCACAUGGAGCACAGCAAGAAGACAUCUACGGAUGUCUGUAUUUCUUCCUUUCUGAUCAGCUACGAUUAUUCGUGCGCCGGCUCCGCCAAUUCCGGGUUUCCUUCCUUACAUUCAACGUGGAUGCAAGUGCUCUUGCAGAGGGAAUUCUAGAGGGCAAACUAUCCCCCGCUGGCAUCCCCGCUUCGAUGUGCUUCGAUCGCAUCGAUGUAUCUAACAUAAUGGAUGCGAACUACGUCGGCAUCCAGACUGUCCUGACAAAGUGGAGCACACUCUUGAAGAAAGGCGACUCCGCAGCGAUUAUCGGGUACUUCAUGAACUGGGCCGUCAGUCAAAAAGAUGCCCUCGUGAACCAUGCCGAAAAGGGGGUCAUCAUCAACCUGUUGUGCCGUCUUGAGAAGAUGGGUAAACUCCCGUGGCUCAAGCGUUCUGGCCAUUUCGACCCCAAUAACUUCACGACUGGAAUUCUCCUGGCCAUGCAUGAUAUGCAGGCAAUCUACGACGAUUGGCCCAUGUUCUCCAGAUUCUUGAAGAGUCAGGGUGUUCCAGCUUUGCUGCUGCAGACAAAGCUCAAACUACGGGAUGAACACUUGAUAGUCCCUCAUCGCAUCAGAGCGCCCCUGGGUGGACCCCCCAAUGGCCUGCCUGUGUUCCCGACCGACGAGAGUUGGUACAAUCUUAUUCAAAUUGGUGCUUCCUCGUUCACAGAACGCUACGUCGAGUUCGGCCAUGCAUAG